This is a messenger RNA of Hyalella azteca, 5459 nucleotides long. Its product is annotated as transmembrane protein 184C. Gene Ontology annotation, biological process: transport. Bases 194 to 1495 code for a protein of 433 amino acids. Gene Ontology annotation, molecular function: transporter activity. The transcript has 10 exons. The record is from RefSeq and is a predicted model, not a curated record. Lineage: Eukaryota; Metazoa; Arthropoda; Malacostraca; Amphipoda; Hyalellidae.
GGAUUUUCACCCUACCCCUACUGAAUCCAAUAAUUCCAAUUAUAAAAUGAGUGUUAACUGUGAAUACUCUCCGUCAUGUUUUACAAACUAGAUAAAAUUUAAUGUUGAGUUAGUAGUAUUUUAUGUUUUUUCAGUUUUUACAACACAAAUUGUUGUACAGUUCCAGUAGACAGACACAGCUGUAAGGUCAAAUAUGUGUGGUUGUAGUUCUUGUCACAACCUUUGUUCAAGGUGGCGGCUUUGGAUUAGGCCGUUGGUUUUUUUCGUCUAUGCAGCCGUUAUAUUAGGAGUUCUUCCAUAUGUUAUUUACAAAAUGGUCCAGGAUGGUGUGGACAAAUUCCAAUUUGCCUGGCUGGUUGGAGGAUUGUUUGUGUUCAUCACUAUUCCAAUUUCAUUGUGGCAAAUCACUCACCAUCUUGUGAAUUAUACAAAGCCUAAGCUACAGAAGCACAUCAUCAGAAUACUGUGGCUGGUGCCAGUAUACUCAUUAGACUCGUGGCUGGUGCUUCGGUUUCCCAGUCUAGGCCUCUACUUGGACACGGCCCGUGAGUGCUAUGAGGCGUAUGCCAUCUACAACUUCAUGAUGUUCCUUUUGCAAUUCUUGGAUCAAAUGGUUGAGCUGGAUGUUGUGUUGGACCUUAAGCCUCAAACUAAGCAUUUCUUCCCACUGUGCUGCCUCAAAACAUGGCCGAUGGGCAGAGAAUUUAUUCACCGCUGCAAACAUGGCAUCCUUCAGUAUACAGUUUUCCACUUGAUCACCACUGGCCUUGCCUUUGUUUGUGGUCUGGCAAACAUUUAUGAAGAAGGCAACUUCUCUCCCACCAACGCGUUUGUGUAUUUGUUCGUGAUCAACAACGUGUCGCAGUUUGUGGCGAUGUAUUGCUUGGUGCUCUUCUACAAGGCCAUGAAGGACGAACUCCAGCCCAUGGCGCCACUGGCUAAAUUCUUGUGCAUCAAAUGCGUUGUAUUUUUUUCCUUUUUCCAAGGUGUUGCCAUUAUGUUCCUGGCUAAGUUGGACGUCAUCAAGGAAGUGUUUGAUAACGAUGAUCUGCAACGCAUUUCAAAUGUUCUGCAGAACUUUUUGAUCUGCAUAGAGAUGUUCAUAGCGGCUGUAGCGCACCACUUUGCCUUCUCGUACAAGCCGUACAUCGACUCAGACUUUGAAGGCAGCCACUGCUGCACAGCCUUCCUCCUCAUCUGGGACGUCUCUGACGUCCGCUCUGACAUCAGAGAGCACGUUUCUGUUGUUCGCGAAGGCGUGAAGCGUCACUUGACUGGACAUCACUCUAGAAGCAGGGGCAGCGACAGCGAGGGCAUCGCAAGCUGGGGCAGCUUUAGCCGCAGCUCCAGUGGGGGAGACGAGCGCACCCGCCUGCUGGUGCCCACUCCCUCCCACCACACCGUCUACUGCGCCACUGAGGCACCCACAGCCUCACCACACUGCACUCUCAUGCCGGGAGAAGACUCUGACAGUGAUGGAGCCCCAGAGAUGUGACACCCGCGAGACCCUCAGCCCGGCACGGUGGUGUGAGGGACACAAGUCAUUUCCAUAUUAUCUAGCCCUUACACGCUAAUAUUUACCUCUAUUUCCUAAGUUAGGUAGGAAUAUCGCCAUGAAUAACAGGGGUAAUUUAUCAACAGCAGCGGUCACCGAACUACUAUCUUUCCUGUUGGUUUAACCGAGCUCAUAUUCAGGUAACGGGAAAAGCUCUUUAGGCAUUGAAAACUUGGCCGUGCAAGAUGCUUACUUAUUUGUUAUGCUUUCAGGCUCAAAAUUCUUGUAAUUUUUUAUUUAGAUAAAUCAGUUAAAGAUUUUUCAAAAUAUCUUGCGCUGUAUGUAUUCUUCAAAUAUGGAGUGGCUAUUGAAAGAAAUUAUUAGUGACAUUCGCAUUCACUUAGUGUGAAUAAUUGGCUAAAACCGGCAACCUCUUUGACGCGAUUCCAAAAGCGCAAUGGUUUAUAUGUAUAUAUAGUUUACAUACUAGUUUAUUUUCAAUUUUUCUGAUCUGAUUCAUGCGAUUGUCCCUAAUUGGGUGUAUUCAAACAUAAUUAAAAAUUGUGUAUACAUAUCGCGCUAGUUACGAAGCAUGAUUCAUAGUAACACGUCAGCUUCAACAGAAUGCUCGAAUUUUAAAUUCUUACACAUUCAGUUCCUGCAAUUGUGCGUAUCUUUUCAAUUGUUCUUAAUUUUUUCAAGCUUAUCAUACUUAUUAUAAGGCAUCGAGAAGUCAUGUUUGGCAACGACUAAGUCCGGUUCUGAAGCCUAUACCAAAGAUAUAUUGUGUAUCUAUUUGGUAUUUUUUGUACUGCCAUAGAAACCUGGUUUGUUUUAUAACCUGAUUUGUUAUAUGAAUUUCAAUAAUUCGUUGAACUUGAUAGCGGUCUAAUUUAUUUUGUAUGAGGCUUGUCUGGAAUUUUAUCUAAUUUAUCUGAAUAACUUGAAAGAAAAGCCUAUUUCUCUUGUGCAAUUUUUUCACAAAUGAGUUGGGACAUGAAUAAUUAGUUAAAUGUUAAUAAUUUGGUAAAAUUAAAUUUUGCGUGCAACAGGGCCAGGGUGCCCACACCCUUCCCCCUGUUUGCGUAAUAAUCUAUUGGAGAUCUGUUAGCCAUUUCUGUGGUGAUUAGUAUUAGUUGAAUGUUCGGAAAAAUCGUGUUCAAGUUUGAGAUGCAGGCUUUGUCAUAGUGAACAUUUUACCUACUGCGUCCACCUUAGCUGCCCUCUCCCUCUCCUCAACGUGUAUGAGGUCCUGUAAAAUUGCUUCUUGACAUUUAUUUAACAUUGAGAGUAUUUUUAUCUGCUUUAUUAUGUGAUUGUUAUGAUAAUUAUCAAAUCAAGUGGUAGCAGUUCAUGUCUUUGUUGUAGAACUAAUGCGGCACUGACAUAAUGCCUCUAAUGCAUUCCAAGUCGAUGUAUAGUGACCAUUCACAGUAUUUAUGUUAAAUCCAUUAGUAAGUAUUUUUUUGCGCUUGCCUGUAGCUCUUUUCAAUUGUCUAGACUCUUCAAUGAAGAAAUAACCUUCCAUUGUGCUUAUGUGUUCAAUUCAACUUCCUACCUACCCAUAGGGAUGUAUUUUUCUCAUGUUGUCUGGUCUGCGUUUUAUUUGUUGUUUUGUACCAAUACCAUUGUUUUUUCGGUAGUUUCUCUCGAAAUAUGCUUUCGCUUUCUUGUUGUGAAAGAGAGCUUUGCUCAAAUGUCUUCAAUGUAUUCACGUGCUGAACUUUGUCACAACUGACUAAACUUAUUCAGACAUCUGCUCAUUAAGUCGUAUUUUAAGUGUAAUCACCGAAAGCAGAUCGUAAAGCUUGCUACAUGGUGUUUGUCUUGCUUCAUUCUGUUGUUACCACGCUUAGCGAACUCUAGUGAUGUCAUGCACUACGAUUAUCGUUAGACUUAUCUCGUGUAUAUAUAUUUUAAUGCACUUACACCGAAGGAAUGUGGGAUGUCUAGUUUUGCAUUGGCAUGACACACGUUUAGAAUAUUAAGAUAUUUUAAGCAUGGUGUUCAUCAAUCAAUUAGCAUGAACCUCUGAAGCCAGACGAGAUUCCUGUUACCGAUGUCGUGUUCGUCAUAAGUAAUUAUUAUUAUAGAUAGAGUUAAGCACGUAUUGUGGAAGUUCAGGAAUAUAAGCAAGUGUCGGUAGGCGUGAGUUCCAGCAGUGUCUUAACGCUUUAUUGUGUGUAGCUCUCUUAAGCCUUCAAACCGAGCCUUCUUAUCGUGACUUGUCAUGUAGUAAAAUUUAAUACUAUCAGGCUCAGCCGAUUAAUGUACUUAUGUAGGCUUGACUACUUUAUGAAUUCUACGCACCCAGUUUGAAACUCGACAUUUUCACGCGCCUUCAAACUUAAAACCCUUGGCCGUUUCUCUUCAUAAGAACUUUUUGAUUAUCUCAAGAUGCCGUGUUACUUUUCCUGUUUAUUACGGAAGCUACCGCUCAUGUAAUUGCUUAUCGUGUCUGUGGAAUGAAUCGCGUCUGUCUUCGUUAAGAAGCGAAACGAAUUAAUAGUCCUACUUAAAAAAACACUACAAAGAAACAGAUCACUAAUUUAUUACAGUUAAAUGUGUUUUGUCAAGAAACACAAUUAAUUUAUUCUAAAUGUACGAGCUGACGUUCAGUUGAAAUUAUACACGACGUGAUUAAAUCGUUGGAGCAUUAGAUGCAGGGCACACUCGAUACUGUGGUGACAAUAGGAAGGUGCAAUCAGUUCCUAAUUAAAUAAUAUCUUGUGUUUAUUUAUAAUAGUGUUCUUAAUGAUGGUUUCUCUAAGCUUAUUUCUUAUAGUGUUGUUAAUGAUGGUUUCUCCAUUUCUUUCAAGUACUUAAAAAUCUACCGAGAGCAUCAUCUUGUCGACAUUAAUCUAACACGUGUCAGCGAGGACUUAGACAUCUCAAUUCACCGUUCAAUUCAAAUAUUUUUUCUUUCGUAGCGUCGACAAUUCUCGGUUAAUUUGAUAUGACAAUUCUAGUUCACUAAAUUUGCCGUUUUUAUAAAUCAGCUGUUACUGGAGCUUAGCACCUGUUGUAUAUCGAUACCAUUGCUCCUGAUGACCGACACUACUGAUGAUACUCGACCGGUCUGCUUCAAUAUAUACUAAGCUAGUCUCAUAACUAUAAUGUGAUAUUUGUUUUAUACUUGUGGUGAACGUGUGACCGUUUAUGUACUCAUCAAAUGCCAAGCUUCAUCCUCGAUAUUACGUUGCCAAUCAAAAAUUUAAAUCCGCUAAAAAUAAGUAUUUACACGUUAGUAAUACAAAUACUGCUUGAUUAAAUCUUAAUUGAACAUUUUUCUAAUGCAAAUUUCGUUGCGCUUAUACUUUCAUCAACAGUAAUACCGGCUCUUUUUUCGGAAUGCAUUUCGUUUUGUCGCGAUUUUUGAAGUAAUUGAAUUUUUGUCCAUGUUAUUCAAAACACUUGGCAGAAAAAGCCAAUUCAGUGAAUUUCAUUCUUCAAGUCAACGGCCUCCAUGUUUUCUUAUAAUUAUAAACCAUUUAAUAGAAAUGCACUUACACCUAAAGAUUUACCGUAAUGAUCUUGAAGAAAUAUCACUUAUAAUUCCUUCCAAGAAAUCACAGAAUCUAUUUAAAUCUUUCAUAUCUCCAGUUUUUAUGUUUAGAAUGUUUCGUAACUCCGUUGGUAAUGACUUUUUUGGGAGUAUAUUUCGUAAUUCUGUUGGUAAUGAUUUUGAGAGUAUAUAUAUAUGUUCCUGCUGUCGAUUUCUAGCUUGACUUUGAUUUUUUAUCAGCAUCUAGACUUGCAUCUUUUUCAUUGUAAUCAAUUCAUGAAUAUACCGCAGAGCUAAUUAAGAAACUUUUUCAUCUGGCGUUUGAAAGUUUUGAACAGUUGCCUGUUUUACAAACCAGAUUAUUAGUUGAUAGCCGUGAUUAAAAUAUUGAUAUACUGCCUCCUAGUACUAUACAUGUACAUACCCAGACCUGCUAGAAUAGUAAAGACUGGGCUGCUU